This is a messenger RNA of Lineus longissimus, 3383 nucleotides long. Its product is annotated as endothelin-converting enzyme 1-like. NCBI's taxonomy places the organism in Eukaryota, Metazoa, Nemertea, Pilidiophora, Heteronemertea, Lineidae. The coding region runs from base 119 to 2608 and encodes 829 amino acids. Gene Ontology annotation, molecular function: metalloendopeptidase activity. The transcript is spliced from 18 exons. The record is from RefSeq and is a predicted model, not a curated record. Gene Ontology annotation, biological process: protein processing. Gene Ontology annotation, cellular component: plasma membrane.
UGUUCAGAUAUCGCAGAGGGAAAGUCGACUUGUGACAGUAGAGUAUACACAUUUGCGAAUGUUCUGUGUUUGUAAUUGUAUUUCUUUGUAAAAUCAUAAGCCAGUUCGUCCCGAUACUAUGUAUGCCAUGAAAAAAAAUAAAACUAGACAGAAAAGCAAGGCGGACGCGAAGUCCAACAUGGACCCACGAUCUAUCUUGAGGAGAAAAGGCAAAGAUUUCGACGCCAGGCUGUCCAUAGAUAAUGAAGGAUUUACGGAUAUUGGUAACUUUCAUACGGUAGAAGGUGGGACCGCACGGACUCCAGAAAAUGGUACAGCAAGGACUACCCCGGUCCCUGAACGCCAGGCGACGGGUUUCGGAAUGUGGAGACGUGACGACGGCCUACCAGGAUGCCGGACUUGCUGUGAGAGAGUUCUAGUCUGUUGGGUGAUCGUAUCUUUGAUAUUUAUUGCUGGAACUAUCAGUUUAAUUCUGUUGCUGCUUGAUGGACGAAUUGAAGUAUGGAAUCCUAAAUUUCAGAAAAUAACCAAGUUACCAGACAUCUGUAUCAGCCCAGCCUGCGUCCAGGCCGCAGCCAGGAUACAACAGUCCAUGAACAAUACAGCGGACCCGUGCGAAGACUUCUACACCUACGCCUGCGGUAAUUGGGUUAAAGACAACGUUAUACCAAUUCGUCAGCAGGAGACUUCAGUUAUCAAUCAAAUGCAACGCCAGAUAACAUUAUUCUUCAAAGAGCAAUUAGAGUACGUUAUAAAAGAUUCAGAUUCGCAAAUGUUUAGGACGAUUCGACAGUUUUAUAAAAGUUGCCAAAAUUUCUCAUCCCGGACACCAAAAGGCUUCACUCCAGCCAUGGAUAUUGUAAACGAGCUUGGAGGCUUUCACCUUAUUGGUCAACCAUGGACGCAUGAUUUUGACCUGACGAAUUUGCUUGCCAAUAUGACAAGAUAUGAUUCCAGCAGUCUGUUCGAUGUUCGCGUCCUCAAGGAUGGCUUAAACAGUAGUCGAGGAAACGUUAUAACGUUAUCACCCCCGCAGAGAUGGGAAAAGUUGAUGUCACUGAUCAAUAAACCGAGAGCAACUACCACACCGGGUUACGCCAAUAUUCAUGAUUGGCUUGCCUCCCUCUAUCGUUCCAUCUACAGCGGUGUGAAUACGGACGUCGAUGCAUUUGCAAAGGAAGUACUUGACGUAGCCAUCAAUAUAUCCUCACAUUCGUCGCCCAUCAAUUACGCAAGUGACUACUUCUGGAAUGCAUACAGCACAAAUGAACUGUCCACCAAACUAACCUCCGAGAUAGACUGGCAACGUUUUCUCGAGCUGAUCACAAACAAGACUGGUCUGUAUGAAAAAAAGUUCGUAUAUGUAGUUAGGCCAGAAUAUUUCCAAGUGCUUGAUGCAGUGCUGGGAAAGGCAAGUAAAAGUUCCAUCAACAAUUUGAUCUACACGUCCUUUCUAAUCGACAGUCUCCCAUACCUCUCACAGCAAGCCAUCUCAAAGAUGAGAACCUACUACGGGUCGGAACUACCUGAUGAUGAUGACACUGACCUCAUGUGCGUGAAUGAUGUGUUGACGUACUUCCCCUCUGCCAGCGAACUGUUAUACAUCAAAAGAUUUUUCUCUGGUAAUAUCGGGAUGUUUCCAAAGAUUGACGUCAUGAUUGAUAACAUCCGGAAUGGCCUGAUCAAGCUAAUUCAGAACGGGACAUGGAUUGAUAAUUAUCACAGAGAGAAAAUCAUUGAAAAAGUUAAAUAUAUCAGGAGAAAGACUGGCUUUAAUGAGGAGAUACUGAACGAAGAUAACAUGAAACAACACACCACUACAAGUGAGGUCAUACCCGAGAAGUUCUACAGCACAGUAAUGGGACUAAGGCUUGCCCAAACGCGACUCAAGUACCAACAGACAAAUUUCUCAGUUAAGCCGUUUACACGACAUUCCGGACCAUUAAAUCGUGAAUUUACUGUAAACGCAUUCUACAGUCCCCAAGAAAACCUGAUAAAACUUCAGACCGCAAUCCUGGCGCCUCCAAUUUAUUCUGAUGGGGCCCCAAAUUAUAUCAAUUAUGGAUCCUUGGGAUUUAUUGCUGGUCAUGAGCUGAACCACGGAUUUGACCUGACAGGGAGCCUCUUUGACAAGUAUGGUAACCAAAUCCCAUGGUGGCCUAUAACAGCAUCCCCGGACUAUGAUGAACGAUCUAAUUGUUUCCUGGAAGAGUACAGCAACAUGGCAGUGAGAUUUGAAACAGAAAAUAAGACACUCGUGGUGAAUGGCAGUAGAACGUUGCAGGAAAACAUUGCGGAUGUCGAGGGACUCCGAGCAGCUUAUCAGGGGUACACGUCAUGGCGUGGCGAAAAUGGCAUUGAAAAAAUGUUACCAGGCUUCCAUAACAGUUCUUACACGCCGGAGCAGCUCUUCUUUAUAUCAGCAGCACAGGUUUGGUGCCAGCGAGCACACACCUCAGAGAUGGAACGAAUAGUCACGGAAGAAGCCUCGGCACCGAAUAGAGUCAGGGUAUUAGGAAUGAUGAAAAAUAUUAAGGACUUUGCCAACGCCUUCAAGUGUAAAUCAAACUCAAAUAUGAACCCGUCGAGAAAGUGUCACAUAUGGUAAACAUUAUCCCUGGUUUAAGGGAACAUCUACUUUCAAGGGGAUCUGCCGUUUUUGUAGCAGCCAUGGGCUAUGACUUGGCGUGAUUUUCGUAGAAGAAUCUGCUAGUUUUGUCGAGAUAUCACAGGAGAACAUUGUUUCUUCACGAACGUACAAACCGCUGUGAUGAGUCCGGACCAGAGGACCAUGGACCUCCAUAAAGAAUAAUUAACAAAUAGCAUAAUUCUGGAACACUGCCUUUUAUUCUUCCUGAUGUACAUAUAUAUAUACAUAAACAAUGAUACAGUUGGGUGUGUCCGCCUCGCACUGGUGAAUGUUUGCUUCCAAAUAAUCGGUCAAGUCACCACCAGUCCCGGGCCGUCACAUUUCACGCCAAAAUGGCAGCCGAAAUCUUGGUGAUUUCACAAAUAAAACGUGAAGUUGAAAAUGCUUUAUGUCAUCUGAAGCUUCAAGUCCAAACAACUAAAAGUAUUCACUACAUCACAUCACCAAGAUCAGAGCCAUUUCGAAGCAAAAUACAGAAAACUUUCUCGGCUAAUUUUGAGAAAAUGUAUCGUCUGCAUGUGUAUGUGCUCUCCUCGUGCAUGGCAUAUACACUGGAUAGUCACACACGCAGGCGAACACGAUGAAUGCCAGCUGAGAAGUGACUUUGUUUGGUUCACAAUAGUUAAACAGUCCACCAAUCAUACACGCCCAAAGUCAUAACACGGCAAAUUACCAUUACACAGUGAGUACUGUCCAUUUUACAAAGCAUUUAGUAAACUGUUUACUUCAAUUA